Molecule: messenger RNA, 1961 nt
Organism: Hypanus sabinus (Atlantic stingray)
Lineage: Eukaryota; Metazoa; Chordata; Chondrichthyes; Myliobatiformes; Dasyatidae
Product: zinc finger protein 214-like
Exons: 4
Coding region: 998-1783 (261 amino acids)
Biological process (GO): regulation of transcription by RNA polymerase II
Cellular component (GO): nucleus
Molecular function (GO): RNA polymerase II cis-regulatory region sequence-specific DNA binding; DNA-binding transcription factor activity, RNA polymerase II-specific
Source: RefSeq, a predicted model, not a curated record
ACAGUGUGGACCAUAGAUACCCCUUCCUCUCAGAGUCAGGGGAUCAUUCAGACAGCUGAUCGAUAUAUAUUGGUCAUUAAAAUUCACCCAGAUUCGUUUGGACGGAUUUGACGUGGAGUUCGGGGUGUCACAAUGAAAGGGCCGGAUGGCCGAACUCUCUCCGUUGUCCAAACAUCCUUCCAGAUCUCCAGCCACUGGUGGCGCUGUGCAGAUCUCCGGCCUUCGGCGACGAUGUGCAGACCUCCGGCCAUCGGUGGCGCUGCGGAGAAACGCCUGCUGAACGCAUGCGCGGUGCCGAGUGCCGCUGUUGUUGGCGGUUCUCCGAUUCGAGCAGGGGUGAGUCGGGAAUGAUCCCGGUGUUGUGUAACUCGGGGGCCGGUUGCAUUGGGAAAGGGCCGGGCCCGAGCUCUGCCGGACGGCUGAGGAGCAGGGCUGCAGUGUUCGACCAGUGGUGAGAGGUUUCAUGGAAGGAAAACCCCAACUGGACGCAAACCACGACUGAAGACGAGGGAACAGCAACAAGUGAACCAGCCCGAGGACUGAGAGCACCGACUGGAGAGGACCCAUCUGACUCGGAGAUUCCAGUGAUUCAGUCAGGAGAAAGUUUGGUUAAAAACGACAAGGAAUUUGUCUAUGGGAAUUCAAACACAACACACCAGUUGUGCUGUCUCUGUUUAGAUAUUUAAGGAGCAAGAGAUUCAAUCAACCAUCCUUCCUGCUCAGACUGUGGGGAGAGAUUCACUCGGUCAUCUGACCAACUGACACGUCCGUCAUUUUACACAGGGGAGAGACAGUUCACCUGCUCAGACAGUGGGAAUGGAUUCACUCAGUAAUCUCAACUGAAGCUACACACUGGGCAAGGCCAUUCAACUAUUCUGUGUGUGGGAAGGGGUUCAGUCGGUCUUCCCGCCUGUGGACACACCAGGCAGUUCACCCUGGGCAGAGGCUGGUCAUCUGCUGAAUUUGUGGGGAAGGAUUGACUCGGUCAUCUGACCUAAUGGCUCACCAGCGAGUUCACACCGGGGAGCGGCCGUUCACCUGCUCAGAAUGUGGGAAGGGAUUCACUCAGUUAUCCAGCCUACAGAGACAUCAGCGAGUUCACACUGGGGAGAAGCCGUUCACCUGCUCAGAAUGUGGGAAGGGAUUCACUCGGUCAUCCCACCUACUUGAACACCUGCGAGUUCACACUGGGGAGAAGCCAUUCUCCUGCUCAGAAUGUGGGAAGGGAUUCACUCAGUUAUCCAACCUGCAGAGACAUCAGCGAGUUCACACUGGGGAGAAGCCGUUCACCUGCUUACAAUGUGGGGAAGGAUUCACUGAUUCAUCCAGCAGACUGAAACAUCAGCGAGUUCAUACCAGGCAGCGGCUGUUCACCUGCUCAGACUGUGGGAAGGGAUUCACUUACACAUCUAAUCUGAAGGUACAUCAGCGAGUUCACACUGGUGAGAGGCUGUUCACCUGCUCAGUCUGUGGGAAGGGAUUCACUCAGUCAUCCAAACUACAGAGUCAUCAGCGAGUUCACACUGGGGAGAAGCCGUUCACCUGCUCAGUCUGUGGGAAGGGAUUCACUCAGUCAUCUACCCUACUGGUACAUCAGCGAGUUCACACUGGGGAGAAGCCGUUCACCUGCUCAGAAUGUGGGAAGAGAUUCACUCGGUCAUCCCACCUACUUGAACACCUGCGCGUUCACACUGGGGAGAAGCCAUUCUCCUGCUCAGUCUGUGGGAAGGGAUUCACUCGGUCAUCUGGUCUCGAAAAACACCAGCAGGUUCACACUGGGUAGAGGCCGUUCACCUGCUCAGACUUGACAAAACUGUUUGACCAGGAAACAGAAAUCUGGGAGCUUUGAGCUGGAACAGCAAGAGCAAUAACCUGGAGUCCUGAAAAAGGAAGGAAAUCAAGUUGAGAUAAAAAAAAACAUCAAAGCAUCACUAAAAAGUUGUAUUGUCCCCUGCAGAGGG